Messenger RNA from Vollenhovia emeryi, 2732 nucleotides. RefSeq names its product SET and MYND domain-containing protein 4-like. Lineage: Eukaryota; Metazoa; Arthropoda; Insecta; Hymenoptera; Formicidae. Gene Ontology annotation, molecular function: protein binding. Bases 144 to 2408 code for a protein of 754 amino acids. The transcript has 12 exons. The record is from RefSeq and is a predicted model, not a curated record.
UUGAAGAUUGAGGCGACGACUGGACUGGACGCGCGCCCGUUUCACCGAACAACGUCGAGAAUCCCGAGAACGCAGCGCACGCAGGCAACUUCCCGUGUCGUCUACGUCGCGAGCUACGGUCCCGUCAUUCCCGUCGACGUACGAUGAUGCGCGUCGCGGACGCCGUGACCGAGAUGGACUGGGAUAAGGUCAUCGAUACCUUGAAUUGCACGCUGAAGCUCUCGCAGCUCAACGACGAGAUAAGGGACAUGAAGCACGAGAGCGAGCUGAUGUCGCGUUUGUUGCGCAAUCAGGAGGUUAUGAAAUUUGUGUCCCUGUGGCUGAAAGAUCUCCACAGCACCAAGGACAAGAGGAAGCAGCGGAAGAACUUGGAUAUAUCGACAGCCUUCAAGCUGUCCGGGAACAAGGAGUUUCAGUCCAAGAAGUAUGCCGCGUCUCUGCAAUUGUAUACGAAGAGCGCGCUGUACGCCCCCACGAAUAGCGUAGAUUUGGCAAUAGCGAUCGCCAACAGAUCGGCCUCUCUAUUCUACUUGGACAGAUGGCAGGAUUGCAUCAACGACAUCGAAUUGGCCAUUAAAUUCGGCUAUCCCGAGAACUUGCGCUAUAAACUGCAUCUGCGUACGGCUCAGUGUUACCUGAAAUUAGGUAAUAGAGCGUCGGCCGUUGAAACUGUUCUACAAAUGCACAGCAUAUUGAAUCAGCGUAAUAUGCCAAGUGAAAAGAAAGAGCAAUUGGAGAGACAAAUGAGCGACAUAACAUCAAGAAUAUCGUGUAUGGAAGACAAUGCAGAUAAUACUGCAGAAAGCACGGAAUUUCCACAGCCUGAAGUUGCGUAUGGCGAGAAUCCUAAUUUUUGGUCUGCGUCAGCGGCGAUAGAUAUGAAAUACGCUCCGGAAAAGGGAAGAUCCGUCGUAGCUAAUAGAGAUAUCAAAAGAGGUCAGAUUCUGUUCGUUGAAAAGGCGUUCGCUUUCGUCCCGUUGUCUCACUUUAAAGCUGACGUUUGUUACAAUUGUUGUCGCUCGUGCGGCGAUAUUGCUGUACCAUGUACGGAGUGUGUCGACAGUAUGUAUUGCACUAUUAAUUGUUGGGAUGAAGCACGCUCUUACCACCGCUGGGAGUGUGUCGGCAAUCAAAUGGGCCUCUGGCCGCAAAUUGGAAUAGGAUACCUGGCUGUAAGAAUGUUGUUUAAAUGUACAACCGCGACCGAUGGUAGCAGACUCGAUGAAGUGCAAGAGCUAGUGACUAAUUUUUCUAAGCUCCAGCCGUGCGACGUUAUUUCGUAUGGAAUCACGGCAAUUAUGCUUAUGAUGUAUCUGUCGAAAUGUACUGAUUUUUUUAAAGUUAUCAAUCUUAAAGAAUGCUUAAUAUCAAAGUUUUGUAACGAUUUCAAUUGUGACCUCACGACAGAGGGAGAUGAACGAUUGUAUGUAAGUUCUCUACUGUUGAGACACAUAUUACAACUUAUUUCUAAUGGGCAUGCUAUCACAAAGAUAAACGCGAUAGCAGAUAACAAUAAAAAUAAACUCCUUAUUCAACAACAAGAUAGAAUAGCUACAGCGAUUUAUCCCUCUGCAAGCAUGAUGAAUCAUUCUUGCGAUCCUAAUAUAAUUAAUAGCUUUUUAGGAUCAAUUUUAAUAACUAAAGCCACGCGGGAUAUUGCGGCAGGUGAAGAAGUUUUUAAUUGCUAUGGGGCUGAUUUUAGAAGAAUGUUGCGAAGAGAAAGACAGGAAAAAAUGGAAAGUCAAUACUGCUUCAAGUGCAAUUGUGUAGCAUGCACCAUACCAGAAUAUGAAGAUAUUUUGAAGAAAUUUACUGCGCUGAAAUGUCCUGAAUGUAGCGGACCGUUGAGUGAUAACUGUCAAUCUUCUAUGUACUGUAUAGAUUGCGGAGUGGCAGUCUAUGAAAACACUUAUGAUUUUAUAUUGAGACAGGCUCAACACCAUUUUGCCAAAGCAGAAAUUUGCGUGGAAAAUGAAAAGUACGAAGAGGCAUUAAUUAAAUUGAAAGAAUGUUUGCUUCUUAGAAAAGAUGCAUUAUACAAAUAUCACGAGGACAUUGCUGCCACCAUGGAUCUCAUGGCAAAGGUCUACGCUAUUAAGGGACAAUGGUUGAAUUCAAUUUCGUAUCUCGACCACAGUCUCGUAAUUAUCGAAGAAAGAUACGGUUUUCGGAGCAUUGAAGUCUGCAAUGAAAUAAAUAAAUUAACGGAUAUAUGCUUGCAAUAUUUGCAAGAGGAAUCUAAUACGUCAUCAAAAUAUUAUAAAAACGUGUUGAAGAAAACACGACGAUAUUUAAAUCGUGCGGAAGAAAUUAUAGAUCUUACGUAUGGUCCCUGGAACGAAGUUUAUCGCGAAAUUGCCGUGAAAAAGGAAAUUCUUUCCUCUAUUUUGAAAAAUUUUAACGUGUGAUAUUUGUGUGAAUACUAUGAAUUAUCUGUACCGUUUAACAGAUAAAUGAAUAAAACACUACAGGAAGGCGUUUCACGCCCUUUUUUUGCCAUAUAUUUCUUGAAUACAUAAAAAAUAAUUGUAUCAUCAACUUCUUUAUUGUAUGUAUUUUUAACAUAUUGUUUAUAAUCUAUUUAUAUCAAAAUAAUGAUCAUGCAACUGUCUUUAUCAUCAUAUAAAGUUAUAUAUUAUUAUACAUAUAUUAUAAAUUUUGUAUUGAACUGUGUAAUUGGAAAUUGAUUGAAAAAUGUUUUUAGUGUUACAAUACAUAAAUAAUUGUUUUAC